This is a messenger RNA of Schistosoma guineensis, 1914 nucleotides long. The record is from the annotation of a GenBank genome assembly. NCBI's taxonomy places the organism in Eukaryota, Metazoa, Platyhelminthes, Trematoda, Strigeidida, Schistosomatidae.
AUGCAUGGGAGAGUUAAAAUUAUACAGACAGCUGAACAAGAACGAGCGAAAAAGCUAAAAAAGGAACAAAUAAGUAAAGAAUUCUCAGAAGAAUGUGAGAAGCUCUGGUUGUGUCGUGAAAAAGAUGACUUUAAUGAAGUGCAUUUGGAAGAAAUUGGUUCCCUUAUUGAGACAUCUCCAGACACAGCAACCCUGUGGAAUUAUAGACGCGAAAUAAUAAUGCAUCUCAUUCGGAAUUUUUCUGAGGAUCAAGAAAAGGUUUCAAAGUUAUUUGAAUCUGAAUUGAACCUUACAACUCGCUGUUUAUAUAGCUCGCCGAAAUCUUAUACUGUUUGGUAUCAUCGAUCUUGGGUUAUGAACAAUCACACUUCUCCGAAUUGGGAAUCUGAAUUGAAGCUUUGUAACCAAGCCCUAACACAGGAUGAAAGAAAUUUCCACUGUUGGGAUUAUCGCCGCUUUGUCGUUUCCAAGGGUAGUAUUUCAACGGAGUUAGAGCUGGAGUUUACAGACUCUGCCAUAGAAAAAAAUAUGAGCAAUUAUUCAGCUUGGCACUAUCGUGGUGAACUUUUAGCUUCUGCGUCUAACGCUUCUGUAUCAUCGUCCGAAAGUCUUAAUCCUCAGACUCAGUUGAAUAAGAAACAAAGCCAAUCUCGGUUUGAUUUUUCAUUACCAAGUGGCGAACUGGAUCUUGUUCACAAUGCAAUAUUCACAGAUCCCGCUGAUCAGAGUCCUUGGUUCUAUUAUUGGUGGUUAUUGGGUCGCGGAGAAAGAAAGGUUUAUUUAAGGGAACUGUAUAUUUCACGGAAGCUGGGAAGAUUUGUUCUUGUUUUCAGCUCUGUGAAAUUGAUGCAAACUUUAAAAGAUUUGCAGGUUUCCAUAAAAGUGUUUCCAUGUGACGGUACAAUUUCUAAUUCUAUAACUUUAACACCUGAGCUUCUUGGGGGAUGGAACUCUGUCCUAGAUGAGCAGUUAUCAGCUGUUUGGUGGUUGCCACUUAACCAAGAUUUAGUAUCUCGUUACGCUCCUGAUAAUGAUAGGCACCUAUAUCAAUGUCAACCUUGGAAUGUUGUAGCCCAAGUCUGGAUUAGGAAAGCUAAUGGCGAUGGAAACCAGGAAAUCUGUGUUAAUAUGCCUGAAGAUUCUGCAAACUACUUGUCCCUUCAGUGUUGUAUGGAUUCUCAUCAAAAUGAAUCACUGACACGCGUCACUCUAGACCCUCUAAGAUUGUUAAAUCCUAUGAUUUUGCCCUCACAUGAUCCAAAAGAUUUGGUUGGGGAACUGAAUAUUGUUCGUGACCUGCUGUCAUUUGAACCGAAAAACAAAUGGGCUUUGUUGACGCUUGUCAGCCUUCUUCGCUUUAUUCGACCGCAUAAUUUUCAUGAAGAGGUAAAAGAAGCGUUAAACGUGUUAGUGUCAGUUGAUCCUCAGCGUUCUUUUUAUUAUGAGCACUUGCGAUCUUUGUAUGCAGCCCUAGAUGUUCUGGCUCAUGCAUAUGAGGACCAGUCCAGGGAAGUGGUGUUACAUAAUCUGGAUAUGAGUUGCUUUCGUAAUCUUGAUUGGUAUGCGUUGAUGACCAAAAUCGAUUUUUCUAAUAACUCAAUCGUACGAAUCCCGGAUACUUUCUCUUAUUUAAUCUCCGUUUUGGAACUGAAUUUAGAUGAUAACCAGUUAAUAACUCUUUGUGGGGUUUCCCGUCUUCCGUCUCUAACCAACCUUUCUGUCCAACGCAAUCGACUGUGUACUUUCGAAUCGAUUGAAGACUUAGUUUAUUGCCCUAGUUUGCGCGUAGUGUACAUAAAUGGAAAUGAAGUAAUCAAGUUACCCCAGUUGAGUAGUUUGAUAUCAAAACAUCCAGGGUUUCAAAGACAGGGAGAUUCAUUUUCUUUGGUGUACGAUAAAACAUUUCACCACUAA